AACAGUGGCUGAAAGCAUGUCGGGCAUCUGGUCGCAUUCUGGUGAGAAUGAUGUAUUGAGGUGGAUAGCCUAAGGCGGGUAUUGCAAAAGUACGAUGAAAUCCUCUAUGAGUCUACUGAUAUUGCGAUUAAAUAUGACAAUUUGACACAAGUCAUGUUUAAAGCUCUUUCAGAGUUUGUCUCAACUCACUACGGCCGCUACAUUCUGCUGAUCGACGAGUAUGACAUUCCGUUCAUUUCAAUACAUUUGGCCGAAUGGGACAUCAAAACCAAAAAGGCCGCGCAAGGGAUCAUAAAGCUGUUGUUCCAGACGAUGUUCAAGGACAACGACAAUCUGCUGAAGGGAUUACUUUUCGGCGUUUUUGAGGUCCCGCUGACCGAGCUGGGGUCGGGCGCCAACAACAUCAAGGAGAUCCGCAUGAUCCCCAGCGAGGAGAGCGACAUCCAAAGCAGCAUCCUUGCAGCCACCCAUCCGCACUCAGGUAAUGGUCUGGACGCGCUGACGGACUCGUUCUGGUUCAACACCAACGAGGUCAAGCUAAUGCUAGACCAGAGCGCCAAGACACAUCCGGCAAUUGGCACAUACAAGAGCUUUAUUCUAGCGACCAUCAAGGAGUGGUACAACGGCUAUUACAUCGGCUGUUUCCGCUGCAAGUACAAUCCAUGGUCAGUCAGCUCAUUUAUUGAGACAUUGUGCAGCAUCCUCAGCCAAGCAGAGCCGCCAACCUCGGGCUUCCAGAUGCAGGCCAUCACACAGUCGGCGGCGCGCGCAUUCUGGGUGACUACAGGCACAACGGGGCUGAUAGAGGCGCAGAUCGACAAGCACCGUGCGCAGUUUGUCAGCCUAGCCAAGAGGCUGUUAUGCGACUACGAGCACUGCAAGACACUCGACCCGCAGCACUUUGAGGGCACCUACGAGCCCGUACCCUGGUUGCCACGCGGCUCAACCUGAUCAACUACGACAGCGACCAGUUCUCCGAGCCCGGACUGCUGACACUAUGCCUGUACGCGGGCUACCUGACACGACGCGAGUCCACGUCUGUGUGCAUUCCCAACCACAAGUGUACCAAGUGUGGCUGCAGCUGUUUGCGCGCGCAGUCAUGGGCACAGAGAU
Kickxella alabastrina is the source of this 1113-nucleotide messenger RNA. RefSeq lists its product as uncharacterized. Bases 154 to 951 code for a protein of 265 amino acids. The transcript has 2 exons. NCBI's taxonomy places the organism in Eukaryota, Fungi, Kickxellomycota, Kickxellomycetes, Kickxellales, Kickxellaceae. The record is from RefSeq and is a predicted model, not a curated record.